Truncatella angustata is the source of this 690-nucleotide messenger RNA. Its product is annotated as Nnf1-domain-containing protein. Gene Ontology annotation, biological process: chromosome segregation. The record is from RefSeq and is a predicted model, not a curated record. Gene Ontology annotation, cellular component: MIS12/MIND type complex. Lineage: Eukaryota; Fungi; Ascomycota; Sordariomycetes; Amphisphaeriales; Sporocadaceae. Bases 1 to 690 code for a protein of 229 amino acids. The transcript has 2 exons.
AUGGCCGAACCAGAGGCUUCAAAUUCGGAAUCUGCGCCGUCGCCAGCGCCGGCGCCCGCUCCCGCAUCUCCUCCCCUUCCUACGAAACAUACACCCGUCGCGCCGGGCCCCAGGGCAGCGCGUUUUCAGAAGACCCUCGAAAGCGCCUUGUCGCACACGCUCGGCAAGAUCAGCUGGGAAAACUUCGCCUCGUGCUACCCCACCAUCGCCGCCCAAGCGCCGGGCACCCUCAAGGCCGUGCAAAAGCAGAUGGUGGAUAGGCUGGGUGCCCUGUGCCGGAAGGAGUUCGACUCCAUCCUGCUGAACCGCGGCGUGGUGGCCAAGCUCAACGAGCUCGAGAGCUUGAUCGGACAGGCGGAGCAGAGGAGGGACGAGGCGGGACCGGUAGACGCCGGCGACGCCCCAGCGCCGCCGCAUCUACUCCCCGCCGACACUGUGCUUGCGGCGCAUCUCGCACCUCACCUCGCCCAGCAUCAGUCCCAGCUCAAUGCCAGGCUUCAGACGACACAGGCGCACAACGCAAGGCUCUUCGCCGACAUCCAGAAGCAGCGCGCGGAGCUCGAAUCCCUCGUCAUGCUGCUCGAGAAGCUGUUCGCAGACAUCCACGGCGCCAACGAGGCCAUGGACGGUGUCGUAGACGAUCUGGCCAAAGAGACGAGGAUUGUGGAAGCCGAAAUGUCCGGGUCUUGA